AUGGAAGAAGACACACAACCCAAUCAGAUUGAUGGAUCAAGCACAUCGGUUGAACCUGCAACAAGCACUAGGAAGAACCUAUCUCUGCAUCGAUGUUUCAUAAACACUGAAACAUUUGCCAGGAUGCAACGAAUAAUGGAAACACAUAGUCAAUUCAGAGAAUGCAUCCGUGAUGGGAAUUGUCUGUAUAUCUCAUAUGCAGUGGCCCUUGUAGAUCUUGUAUGUACUGAGAAUAAGUUAUUUGAAACACUGUUGAAUGUAUUUGAUCAGAUAAAUUCGAGGUUUAUUUCACGCGGGAUUGAAAAGUUGGGCUUUUCAGGUUUUCAUGAAACAUUUGUUGAAGUGCUGAAAGGCGUUAUGGAUGGUACUCUCAUAGUGGAAGAUAUUCCGCUAUACACAUGGUAUGAUUGCGUUGCGUAUCUGAGACUUGUUGUGUCCACAGAGCUGAAGUGCAAUUCAGAUAUGUACCAGUUAUACAUUCCAGACAUGGGUGUUGAUGAAUACUGCUCAAUACACGUGAAUCCGUUCUUCAAGCAUGCAGGAUGCAUCGAGAUCUGUGCACUUUCAAAUAGCAUGCCUAUAGCAAUUAAGAUUGUGGACGUUGGAAAGGACGUAAUUGAUACAUAUGCAGAUCACAAUCAAAGUAUCUCAAUACUUUAUGCACACAGUCAUUUCGAGCCAUUGUAUGAGCAUGAAUCUUCGCUUGAUGAGCUCGUGUGA
Molecule: messenger RNA, 720 nt
Organism: Ordospora colligata OC4
Lineage: Eukaryota; Fungi; Microsporidia; Ordosporidae
Exons: 1
Coding region: 1-720 (239 amino acids)
Biological process (GO): protein K48-linked deubiquitination
Cellular component (GO): nucleus
Molecular function (GO): cysteine-type deubiquitinase activity; ubiquitin binding
Source: RefSeq, a predicted model, not a curated record